CAGAGCAGUCUCUCCAGGAAAGGAGCGCUAAAGAAACACAAGUGGGCCCUCGAACAUCACCGAGAUUUCUUCACUGGAGUUAUAACGUUUUUCGCCUCGGUUGACGUCUCUCUCAGGCUGAUGACGAUGUAAAAGUUGCAGGUUUUGUUUGGCACGAGAGGUUAAAUCAUUUAAGGGAUUGCAUGAUUGAGUCUUGAAUGAUUUCUGCAAGCUGUAGAUCCCCGGGCAGAGUUCGUUUUGGAGCAGCAGCAGAGGCAGAAAGCGGGUGAAGGAAAAUCGAAACGAAGAGACUUUGCUCCACGGCUCAACAUGAACCUGAUCGGGGGCUACCAGCAUCACCACCACCUCAUGCACGAGCCCUUCCCGUUCGUCCAAAGGUGUCACCAGGACGCACCCUACUUCCAGAGCUGGGUGGUGAACCACGGCGAGAUGCCCCCGGAGUUCCAGAUCCAGGCGCCCUACCCAUCAGCCGCGGAGCUGGGAGCGCCGGGAGUGACGCACGACGCCCGGCUAGAGGGGCUGCAGGCCGGCGUGGGGAAGAGGAGGACGUCGGGGCCGAAGAAGGAGCGCCGGAGGACGGAGAGCAUCAACACGGCGUUCGCUGAGCUGAGGGAGUGUAUCCCAAACGUCCCCGCGGACACGAAACUGUCGAAAAUUAAAACUUUACGCCUGGCGACCAGUUACAUCGCCUACCUGAUGGACGUGCUGGCCAAAGACUCCGGAGAGACGGAGGGCUUCAAGGCCGAGAUUAAGAAAUAUGAGAACAGGGACCUGAAGAGGAAACGGGAGCCGACUGACGCCAUCCAGGAGACUUUAGGAGCCGAGAAGAAGGUGAAGGGCCGGACUGGGUGGCCUCAGCAGGUCUGGGCUCUGGAGCUGAACCAGUGACCCCCCCCCAACCGUCAGAGACUCAAAUCAGAUAAAAACCACUGACUGAACCCAAACACAUCGCUGCGCAUGUGCAACGAUGCGCAAAGAGGAGCGAAUGAAAGGACAACAUGAAGCCACCACGGUGAACGGAGGAGGACGACACCACCACGGACUAGAACUGUUGAUCUUUCCUCCUCAUGAAGCCUGAUCCAGCUCCCACUGAUCGGACUGGGAGGGUUUGAUAUUUGUGGUAUUUCUGCGCCCCUCGGUACUCUAUACCAGAUGUUUCCCCAGCACUAAAACAUCUGUCUCCUUUAAGAAAAAGUGUUUUAUCUGGCGUCGAGAGGUCUUGUUUUCAACAUUUCAUGGAGCAGAAAAUUUAUAAAGUACAAAAAAGUGAAAGUGGAGGGAAAUUAGAGCAGGGGUGCUGCUUCAGAGGGUACAACCGUAAUUAUAGCUCUGAUGUUAGCAGCACAGGAAACCGGGAGCUGCUUGUCCCGGGAUGAUUGAAAAAUAAUGCAGAAUUAGCAUGUUUUCCUGACAUGUAUUGACCUGAAGAUUUCAGGCUUUAUUCGACUGUUUGGCGUCCAAAAUAAAGCUGUAAUGGCGCAAAAUAACCAGGAACUUUACUUUGAAAAUCAGGUCUUCUUGCAUUGUAUUUCCUGCAGGCUGUGGCGAUGAUGGGACAAAGUUAUUGUUAUAUUUUCUUUGGCCUGCUUUCUUUGAUUAUAUUGCCAGAACAAGUUUCACAUCAUUCCAUGUGAUAUCAGAUCAAAAUGCGUCAUUUAAAUAGAAAGAACAAGUUCAUUUGGUGCCACUGGGUUUCGACGGGAUUCUUCGUCUUUGUUAUGUCCUUUCAAAAUAAAAGAAAAAACCUGUUGAUAAAUUCAGAUCAAGGACUCUAGGCCCAGAUACAGCACGGUUCUUUUUAAAGGAGCACUUGUUUUCGUUGGCGCAGUCUGAGACGAUCCACACCACCUUUCCUCCAGUGUUUCUGUACUGUAAACUGUCCCAGGUCCCUGUUGUUGAUGUUCAGUGUAUGAGAUGAUGAAAUGUUGUGAAUCUACCUCAAACCAAAGACCCUGUUCGUCCUGAGGAGACGAGCAGGCAGAGACAUGAAUGUUCCGUUACGCACAGCAGCAGCUUUCACAGACAUUUUCAAAAUAAAACUAAAAACAGAGAUUUAAGCUUUAUUGUGACUGUGCGGAGUGUGUGGACGUGAAGUUAAAUAUAGAUCAGUGAAUAAAUGGAUUAUUU
This is a messenger RNA of Cheilinus undulatus (humphead wrasse), 2127 nucleotides long. Its product is annotated as heart- and neural crest derivatives-expressed protein 1-like. Bases 310 to 888 code for a protein of 192 amino acids. The record is from RefSeq and is a predicted model, not a curated record. Lineage: Eukaryota; Metazoa; Chordata; Actinopteri; Labriformes; Labridae. The transcript is spliced from 2 exons. Gene Ontology annotation, biological process: regulation of transcription by RNA polymerase II; heart development. Gene Ontology annotation, molecular function: DNA-binding transcription factor activity, RNA polymerase II-specific; RNA polymerase II transcription regulatory region sequence-specific DNA binding; protein dimerization activity.